AUGGCAGCCAGCCAGCUUCACCAUUUCCUAAGGAGCAUCUCGUUUAACAACAGUGCUGGAGACAAGGUGUCUUUUGAUGAGAAGCAUGAAUUGGCAGCUGGAUUUGAUAUUAUUAACUGGGUUACAUUUCCUAACAAAUCCUUCCAAAGAGUGAAAGUAGGAAGAAUGGAUCCCCAGUCAGCAGCACCAGACAGAGAUUUCUCCAUCAGUGAAAACAUCAUUACCUGGCACAGCAGUUUUAACCAGGUUAUGCCCCUAGCCCUGUGUAAUGACCACUGCCAUCCAGGUUACAGAAAACAAAAGAAAGAAGGGAAGCCAUUUUGUUGCUACGACUGUGUCCCAUGUUCUGAGGGGAAGAUUUCAAACCAAAAUGAUAUGGAUGACUGUUUCAGAUGUCCAGAAGAUCAAUUUCCUGAGAAGAAAAAUCAAUGCCUUCCCAGGCAUCUAAAUUACCUUUCUUAUGAGGAACCUUUGGGCAUCAGCUUAACUGUUAUAGCUUUGUCAUUGGCUCUGAUCACAAUUCUGGUGCUUGGAAUCUUUAUGAAGCACCGGAACACUCCCAUUGUCAAAGCCAACAACCGUGACCUUACCUACUGUCUUCUCAGCUCCCUCCUGCUCUGCUUCCUCUGCUCCCUACUAUUUAUUGGCCAACCUCAAAUAUUGACCUGCCAUCUACGACAAACUGCUUUUGGUAUCAUCUUCUCAGUGGCCGUUUCUUCUGUGCUGGCAAAGACCAUCACUGUGAUGCUGGCUUUCAUGGCCACCAAGCCGGGUUCCAAUUUGAGAACAUGGAUGGGGAAGAAAUUCGCCAACUGUAUUGUUCUUGGCUGUACAUUCAGCCAAGUAAUUAUUUGCUUGGUAUGGCUAUGUACCAAUCCUCCGUUUCCAGAACUAGACAUGCAUGCUUUCCCUGAGGAAAUUGUAGUGGCAUGUAAUGAAGGAUCUGCCAUCAUGUUUUACUGUAUCCUUGGGUACAUGGGUACUCUGGCUCUUGUCAGCUUUGUUGUGGCUUUCUUUGCUAGGAAGCUCCCAGACACUUUUAAUGAAGCCAAGUUUAUCACUUUCAGCAUGCUGGUCUUUUGUAGUGUGUGGGUAUCUUUUGUCCCAACUUAUCAAAGCACCAAAGGGAAAUACAUGGUGAUUGUUGAGAUCUUCUCAAUUUUGACCUCCAGCACUGGAUUACUUAGUUGUAUCUUUCCCCCAAAAAUAUACAUACUUCUCCUGAGGCCUGAACUAAACAGUAAGGUGCACCUAAGGGGUAAAAAGUAACUAUGUAACAGCCCAUUUCAAUCCACAUUUAAUAAUAUUUACUAAGAAAUAAAUCUGUUGAAUUCAAUUUAUGUAAUUUCCAGUAUGGGUAAGAAGUGUUUCAACCAAAAUAUUGGCCUCUUUUACAUUUUCUUCUCUUAUACUUGCAGCACGCUAUGUUCAUCUUAUAGCUAAUACUGAGAAGGUAUAUUUAGAAUUUAUCUCUCCCUAAUGCCAUCAUGUUUCCCCCUUCAUACUUGGAAUCAAGAACAAACAUGUGACACUUCUGUGCUAUUAACCCAAAGUGUUGGUUAUUACAGAUGUCUAUGUCAGGAUUGGGGAAUUGCUUCUCACUGAGGUAGUGCACAUGAAGGUCUUCAGGUGGGGAUGGUGGGCUGGGAGAAGCAGAAGUAGUAGAAGGGGGGGACCUUCUUUCCAAAUGAUUAAUUACCCUAGGGUCAGGAGGUCAGGCUUACGUCAUAGGUGUAGGUUCCUAGAUCACGUGUUUCAUCUGUGUGGCGGGCAUGACACAUCAGGUUUUAUUUUUAAUUGUGUGAUGGGGGCAUGUGAGAGCUGUGGUAGUGCUUAUAUAGGAGAAGGGGCAGUUUUGGAGGGGUAGCGCUGUGGGGGAGAAACAUGGUGAUGAAAUUUUAGUAACUUCCAGAAAAGUCUAUGGAGCAGUGUCCUUCAGCCCCAGUGGAAGAUUGGGAGAUGUCAGAAAUAUGGGAUGAGAUGUCAAUUGCAACAGAGAGAGUGCAGGUAACUUAUCUCUUCCUGUAAGGAUGGGGUGUGUGGUGGAUCUGAUACAAAAUUAAGACUUGUUCUUUUUUUUCCUAGCAGUCUGUACAAAGUGAAAGAACUAUGUGGAAGGUGGUUUUGCAGCGACAAACACCUGAACCACAUGUUAACUUAAGAAAAUAGUUAGGCUUAUUUAUUGAUUAUGAUG
Molecule: messenger RNA, 2194 nt
Organism: Hemicordylus capensis (graceful crag lizard)
Lineage: Eukaryota; Metazoa; Chordata; Lepidosauria; Squamata; Cordylidae
Product: vomeronasal type-2 receptor 26-like
Exons: 4
Coding region: 1-1269 (422 amino acids)
Biological process (GO): G protein-coupled receptor signaling pathway
Cellular component (GO): membrane
Molecular function (GO): G protein-coupled receptor activity
Source: RefSeq, a predicted model, not a curated record